Molecule: messenger RNA, 2093 nt
Organism: Candoia aspera
Lineage: Eukaryota; Metazoa; Chordata; Lepidosauria; Squamata; Candoiidae
Gene: SYT6
Product: synaptotagmin 6
Exons: 9
Coding region: 153-1817 (554 amino acids)
Biological process (GO): regulation of dopamine secretion; regulation of calcium ion-dependent exocytosis; calcium-ion regulated exocytosis
Cellular component (GO): plasma membrane; exocytic vesicle
Molecular function (GO): phosphatidylserine binding; calcium ion binding; clathrin binding
Source: RefSeq, a predicted model, not a curated record
CGCUACCUGAAAAGCACAGCACUAAAGGGGUUAAAAAAGCUGCUCUGAAAUAUGCAGGGAGGAAAUCAGACUGAACUGGGGAGGAGAAUCACUUCUACAGCACACGCCUUGACAUCACUCAGGGAGGAAGCAAAGGGAGAUGCAGUUUGGAAAUGAGUGCUGCUAAGGAGGAAAGCCAGUGUCAGACAGCCGCACGAAUUGUCACUGACCUAUGUCGCCAGAAGAGCCUGCCCCAGCUGGACCUGGAAACCUGCAAAGAAUUCCUCCUCUUUCCAGACCUGAGUGGCCCAGAGCCAGAGCUCUCCAUCAGUCUUCUUGCUGUGAUAGUAAUUGUAUGUGGACUGGCUCUGGUGGCAGUUUUUCUAUUCCUCUUUUGGAAGCUGUGCUGGGUGCCUUGGAGGAACAAAUCUAUUUCAACUAACACCCCCACCACCCAGAAUCUGGCAGAGCACGACAAAGAGAAUAUGGCUGACAAGCUAAAGGAUACUGGGACUCUUGGAUUCUUGGAAGCAGCAGUGAAAAUCAGUCACACUUCACCAGAUAUCCCAGCAGAGGUUCAGAUGUCCAUGAAAGACCAUCUCAUGAGACGCACGCGGAUGCAGAGACAAACAACAGAACCUACGUCUUCUACCAGGCACAUUUCUUUCAAGAGGCACCUGCCCAGGCAGAUGCAUGUUUCCAGUGUGGACUAUGGCACAGAUCUACCACUUGCAGCAGAGCAGCCCACUUGCAUUGGCCGGAUCAAGCCAGAGUUGUACAAACAGAAAUCUGUGGAUUCUGAGGACCCCAAGGGAGAGGCAGAAAAAACCUGUGGGAAAAUAAAUUUUGCUUUGAAAUAUGACUAUGAAAAUGAGACUUUGAUUGUGCGGAUCCUCAAAGCUUUUGACUUGCCUGCCAAGGACCUCUGUGGCAGUUCUGAUCCCUAUGUUAAGAUCUACCUCUUGCCUGACAGGAAGCGCAAGUUCCAAACACGAGUGCACAGGAAAACUCUCAAUCCCACCUUUGAUGAAUGCUUUCAGUUUCCUGUGCCCUAUGAAGAGCUUACUAAUAGAAAGCUCCAUCUUAGUGUCUUUGACUUCGACAGGUUUUCCCGGCAUGACAUGAUUGGGGAGGUGAUCCUAGAGAACCUCUUUGAAGCCUCAGAUCUCUCUCGGGAGACCUCCAUCUGGAAGGAUAUUCAGUAUGCUACAACUGAAAGUGUGGACCUGGGAGAGAUCAUGUUUUCCCUUUGUUAUCUGCCAACUGCAGGUCGCCUCACUCUAACAGUCAUUAAAUGCAGGAAUCUCAAAGCAAUGGAUAUAACUGGUUACUCAGAUCCGUAUGUCAAAGUGUCUUUGCUCUGUGAUGGAAGGAGACUGAAAAAGAAGAAAACCACUAUAAAAAGAAAUACACUUAAUCCUACCUAUAAUGAGGCAAUAAUUUUUGAUAUCCCUCCUGAGAACAUGGAUCAAGUCAGUCUGCUUAUAUCAGUUAUGGAUUAUGACCGAGUUGGCCACAAUGAGAUUAUUGGGGUUUGUCGUGUGGCAAACAAUGCUGAGGGACUAGGCCGAGACCACUGGAAUGAAAUGUUGGCUUAUCCACGUAAACCAAUUGCACAUUGGCAUCCACUGGUAGAAGUGAAGAAAUCCUUUAAGGAGCAAAAUCCAGCACCUGGAUUGAAUGUCCCCAAGGCAGUGAUGCCUGUAGCAGAACCAUCCCAACAUUCCCUUUCUACUAUGAUGCUGUCUUCCUCCAAAUAUUCCAAGUGGCAUGGCCGUGCAGCCAGCUUUGACAGUCAAGGCUCCUGCCCCUCUCCCAAACCACCUUCAACACCAUGAUCCAUCAAGUGGUGAAUCUAAUGGGCCUCAACCAAAUUAUUUUUGUUUUGCUUUGAUAUUUUUGCCACGGGUCCUGAAUUCUGAUUCAGCCUAUUGCUGAGUAGCAGAAGACUGGGGUCAGACAUUAAGAGUCCUUGUUUCCACAAUGAAAAAGGCAGCAAAACUUUUUGACAGUGGUGUUUGUCGUAGUCAUUUCUAUCUCUCAAGGUGAUGUACUCUGCGCUUUUCACUUUUUGGCUAUGGCUGCCAAAGAGAAGAGAAGAGAAGAGAAGAGAA